AUGGAUUUUAUUACCAAUCUCCCUGAAUUAAACAAAUUCAACUUACUUCACAUGGUAACCAACAGAUUUACCAAAAUAGUAGUAAUUAUACUAUGCUUGAAAACCAUUGACACAGAUGGAAUAGCCAAAAUCCUACUUGAGAAUACCUAG
Heterobasidion irregulare TC 32-1 is the source of this 150-nucleotide messenger RNA. RefSeq lists its product as uncharacterized. Bases 1 to 150 code for a protein of 49 amino acids. Lineage: Eukaryota; Fungi; Basidiomycota; Agaricomycetes; Russulales; Bondarzewiaceae. The transcript has a single exon. The record is from RefSeq and is a predicted model, not a curated record.